Cyclopterus lumpus (lumpfish) is the source of this 1261-nucleotide messenger RNA. RefSeq names its product 3-hydroxyisobutyryl-CoA hydrolase (gene hibch). The record is from RefSeq and is a predicted model, not a curated record. Gene Ontology annotation, molecular function: 3-hydroxyisobutyryl-CoA hydrolase activity. The transcript is spliced from 14 exons. Lineage: Eukaryota; Metazoa; Chordata; Actinopteri; Perciformes; Cyclopteridae. The coding region runs from base 72 to 1226 and encodes 384 amino acids. Gene Ontology annotation, biological process: L-valine catabolic process. Gene Ontology annotation, cellular component: mitochondrion.
GACGUCUCUUUCCAGGAAGUAGAAAGGGGAGAGAGAGCGGAGAGCCGCUCGAACACAAGUCAAACAUAACAAUGUCCUUAACCGUUUUGACGUCGGCUUACGGGCACAGGUUGAGGUCCCUCUGCAGACUGCAGCGAAUCCAGGGACACAUGAUGUCCAGUCGGGUGGAACCAGGGGUCCUCCUGGAGAAAGUGGGCAGCGCAGGUGUGAUCACCAUAAACCGACCCAAGGUCCUGAACGCCCUCGACAUGACCAUGGUCCGACAGAUCUACCCUCAGCUCAAGAAAUGGGACAAUGACGAUGAGAUUGACAUUGUGAUCAUCAAAGGAGCAGGUGGAAAAGCCUUUUGUGCUGGUGGAGACAUCAGAGCGGUCACAGAAGCAGGGAAAGCCGGAGACCCUCUGGCGGAGGACUUUUUCCGUGAGGAAUACAUUCUCAACAAUGCUAUUGGAGAGUGCAGGAAACCCUACAUCGCCCUUAUUGAAGGAAUAACAAUGGGAGGGGGCGUGGGUCUGUCGGUUCACGGGCGGUUUCGAGUGGCCACUGAGAAGACGCUGUUCGCCAUGCCGGAGACGGCCAUUGGGCUUUUCCCCGACGUGGGAGGCGGAUUUUUUCUGCCUCGGCUCCGCGGGAAGCUGGGAAUGUUCCUCGCCUUGACGGGCUUCCGUCUCAAGGGACGCGACGUGCAGAGAGCUGGCGUCGCCACCCACUUUGUAGAGCGAAAGAAGAUCCCAGAGCUGGAGAAGGAGCUGGUGGGCUUGAAGUCUCCCUCUGCCGAAGACGUCUGCAGAGUGCUGGAUUCGUACCAGCAGCAGAGCAGCCUCGAUUCGGACAAGCCGUUCGUGUUGGAGGAACACAUGUCUGCUAUUGACAGGCUGUUCAGCUCCAGCAGUGUGGAGGGCAUCGUGCAGAACCUGGAGGCGGACGGCUCCGAGUUUGCCAGCAAACAAGCUGAGACGCUGUCCAGGAUGUCUCCCACGUCCCUGAAAAUCACCCAUAAGCAGCUGCAGGCGGGCGCAACCAUGAGCCUGCAGGACGUGUUGGUGAUGGAGUAUCGACUGAGCCAGGCCUGCAUGAGGGGCUGCGACUUUUACGAAGGCGUCCGAGCCGUGCUGGUCGACAAGGACCACAGUCCCAAGUGGAACCCGUCCACGCUGGAGGAGGUGACCCAGCAGACCGUGGACCAGUGCUUCUCCUCGCUGGGGGAGAAGGACCUCACGUUCUGAUGCCGCCCCCCCCCCCCCCCCCCCCCACCCCCCCC